Ilyonectria robusta is the source of this 2692-nucleotide messenger RNA. Its product is annotated as fungal-specific transcription factor domain-containing protein. Gene Ontology annotation, biological process: regulation of DNA-templated transcription; DNA-templated transcription. The record is from RefSeq and is a predicted model, not a curated record. Gene Ontology annotation, molecular function: DNA-binding transcription factor activity, RNA polymerase II-specific; DNA binding; zinc ion binding. The coding region runs from base 1 to 2556 and encodes 851 amino acids. The transcript has 3 exons. NCBI's taxonomy places the organism in Eukaryota, Fungi, Ascomycota, Sordariomycetes, Hypocreales, Nectriaceae.
AUGACCAACCUGCCAAAGGAUGCUGUAGCAUCUUCCCGGUAUUGCGCCGAACUCUCGGUCAGAUCCUCCACAGUCCGGGGUAACAACACCCCUCUCUUCCACUUUUUGGACCUCGUCAUAAUCACUUUCAGCGAAUAUUUCGUUGGCUGCUUGAAAAGGAGCCACGGGAUGCCCCUAGAUGGCACCUAUGCCUUAGAAAUGGCAUGCGCAACUUGCCGAGCACGCAAAAUCAAGUGCGAUCGAACCCUCCCAAUCUGCCAGAACUGCAAACUUCGAUCGAGUCAUUGUACAUACGCCGGCGAACGGCGGAAGCGGCGGUGGACGAACAGUGGAAUAGAGGAUGCACGGAUCUUCGUUUCAUUCGAUGGCAAUCGUGCUGUACGCCACAGAGAUACACGACCUGAAGAGACCGACAUCCAAGAGAUGCCGGCUCUCCUGGAGUCGAUCGACGACGGCCCGAAUCAGACUGAAGAAAACGAACAGGUCAUUGUUGUGGCCCACGCCGAUGGAACCAGAGAUGGAUCCCACUGUGCUCCUCAUGCCGAAGAGGCCAGUGUAGAUCAGCGUUUCCAACCGCCGUUCAACAUCAAUGUUGAUUCGAAUAGGCAACUUUUGAAGGUUGACCACGCAGGCGGCCUCUUGGACGACAUACUGAGCGGAAAUUCCACCGACAGCUUCCAUAAUCGGCACCCGGCUGUAUGGAUGAGAACCGAUGAAGGAGACGAGUAUACUGGACCCUCGUCUGGCAUAGCAACCAUCUCCGACCUCGGAUUGAAUUGGAUACGAGACCACAUCCCAGGCUCACACACACUCUGCAGCACUAUUCUGGAUAUUCGAAAUAGUGUCUUGAGUCACCUAAGACAGCCAAAGUGUGUGCGCUUCGGACCGUGCUCCUCACCAGGUGCACCACUCUCGUUGAAAGCCAUUUCACCCCCGGACAUUAGGAAAUAUGUGGAAGCCUACUUCUCGACUGUACAAAUCAUCUUCCCAAUAUUGGACCGAGCCGAUUUCGAAACCCAACUUGCGACAUAUGGUACGGAGCCUGGUGAAGGGAGCUUUUCUUGGAAGGCGUUGUUGAACGCGGUGCUGGCCUCCGGCUGUCGAGCUGCCCUCUCUGAUGAAACUGCCGAGGCAUUUCAGGUGUCUGGUCGCGAGGCUUGGGACUAUUUUCAAAACGCCUUGUACUAUGAGUCGAAGAUGAUUCAUGCCGAAACAGACCUGCUAGCGGUGAAAGCACUGGCCGUGAUGACGGUCUUUGCUCAAGGAAUGUCGAGUCCCCAACGACUUGAGUACACGCUGUCUUCGGCGGCCUCGCGACUGGCCCAAAGUCUCGCACUGAAUCAUCGUCCGCCGCCAGAAUGGGCGUUAACGGAGAGUGAGCAACGAGAACGAAACCGAAUAUUUUGGGUGGUGUACUGCCUCGACAAAACAAUUGCUCUCCGCUGCGGCCGCCCUCCUGUCAUUCACGAUGACGAAAUCAGCUGCUCGUUCCCUCAUGGCCUACAGGUGGUCCAAGGAGGAGAUUUGGGCACGGAGACGACGGCUCAUGGCCAGUCAUUUGACUUUUUCCUAUGUCUUACGAAACUUGCUCGGAUAUGUGGCGCAAUCACACAUGAGCUUUACUCUGCUUCAGCGUUGCAUUCACCCUCAUCUCAACUUUACGCAAAAUCAACCAAAAUACUAAGUGACGUGGAAUCAUGGAGACACAGCCUUCCAACUGAAAUACAACCCGGGAAACCAUUUGGUAGGGUUUGUGGGAUUGCUGGACCGUCACGUACACAACUUCUUGUUCUACAUUAUUCCUAUUAUUAUGUCCUAUGCGCUAUUUACCGACGAUUUACACCCAUGUUCACACAGGGUGAGAAGGAAGCAGGGAACCCUGUUUCUGAAUCGGCAAACAUAAGUCACAUAGAAGCAGCGAGGUCGAUGGUGCUUCUCACAAGGUACCUUGAUAUUGAAAGCUUUACUCCGGGAUGGUUGAUGUUUUAUUAUCCAUUCACCGCUCUUACUACGAUUUUCAUGCAUGUUGUAUGCAGCCCGCCCGAUGACUCUAUUCAAAAUGACAUUGCCCUCAUGGAAGUCAUAGUCGGCUUCUUCGGUCGCUUGGAGUACAUCACAUCAGGGGAGGCUGCUUUCACCAAAACGACUGAAUUUGUCCGCCAAGCACGAAGCGUUCUGAGGACGUCUUCAACGCCCACAGGCCCUCACUCACAAGGUUCCGGCCCCGAUCAUAACCAUCGCAGGCAAUGUCGCGCCCUAUCUUUGGAGCGCCAGACGAAUACCGACGAGUCCAUGGGUGUUCCAGCCAAUUACAAUGACGAAGCGGGAGGAUCUCACCAAAUUUUGCCGAGGCCUAGUAUGGAACUUUCCGCUCCUGCGAUAUCUGAGGCUGUUACCGCGAAUCUUCAGUUGCAGGGGAACCAUCGAUCUAGUUCGCCUGAUUCAUACUUCACAAAUAUAGCAGGCAUAUUAGCAUUGCCUUCGGGAGAGAUAUCUGAUGAGCAUUGGCUCGGAGAUUGGAUAUCGGCUAGUCAAAAUGCCCAUCCAGUCUCAUGAGAGGAGAUUUUAUGCCGAAGAAAAUACUGUAUUAUACAAGCACAAAGCAAACGAGAUCAAACCCCAGUGUAUCGUAGAGUAUCGGGAUUUGACCCGGUUUCAAAUAUCAUGUGCCGACGCCAACGGGUCGAAUGAC